Penicillium argentinense is the source of this 2637-nucleotide messenger RNA. RefSeq names its product DNA topoisomerase 1. Bases 1 to 2637 code for a protein of 878 amino acids. NCBI's taxonomy places the organism in Eukaryota, Fungi, Ascomycota, Eurotiomycetes, Eurotiales, Aspergillaceae. Gene Ontology annotation, cellular component: nucleolus; chromosome. The record is from RefSeq and is a predicted model, not a curated record. Gene Ontology annotation, molecular function: DNA topoisomerase type I (single strand cut, ATP-independent) activity; DNA binding. The transcript has 6 exons. Gene Ontology annotation, biological process: DNA topological change; chromosome segregation; DNA replication.
AUGAGUUCGUCUGAGGACGACAUUCCUCUCGCGCGCGCGAAUGGCCGCGCCAAUGCUGCUCCGACUUCUGCGAAACCGAUUACGAAUGCCUCAUCGACUGGUACAAACGGCGAUGCCGAUGCAGGAAUUUCGAUCCGAUUCGGGCCCGUGCAAGACCAGGAUGUGGAUAUGGUGGAAGCUGAUGCGGACGCGGACGCGCGUGGCAUAAGCAAGCGCAAGUCCCGCGCCAGCAUUGACCAAAAGAAGUCAUAUGCCGAGCCGGAGAGCAGCGACGAUGAUGAUCAACCCUUGAGCAAACGCCGACGAACUUCCGUGAAACACGAAGACCCCGAGACUGAUGACGACGUGCCUUUGGCUCUCAACGGACGGAAGCUCCCGAAGGCCUCGGAGACGGCAAUUGGCGACGAGUCUGAUUCCGACGCCCCAAUUGAAAGGAGACUUUCUGCCCAGAAGAAAAGCAUCGAGCAGAAGGCUAAGAAGGAUGCUCCAGCCGCGCGUAAGCCUGCGGCGCCGAAGAAAGAGACCAAGCCUGCAGCGAAAAAGCAAUCCAACGGAGUGAAGAAGGAGGCAUCGAACGACAAGCCUACGCUGAAGAAGGUCAAGGCCGAGACGACUUCCCCUAUUUCCAAAAAUGACAAGGUCAACACCAAGGCGGAAAGCGAGGAUGUGGAAGACAAGGAAGGCGAGGAGGAAGAAUACCGCUGGUGGGAAGACCCCACCAAGGGCGACGGCACUAAAAAGUGGACUACCCUGGAGCAUAACGGUGUGGUAUUCCCUCCUGAAUACGAGGUGUUGCCUCAAAGUGUCAAGAUGAAGUACGAUGGAGUCCCCGUGACGCUGCAGCCCGAGGCCGAAGAGGUUGCUGGCUUCUUUGGCAGUAUGCUGAACUCGACGCACAAUGUUGAGAACCCAAUCUUCCAGAAAAACUUUUUUAUGGAUUUCAAGGAAAUCAUCAAGAAAACUGGCGGUGCGAAAGAUUCUCAGGGCAACAAAAUCGAUAUCAAGGAGUUCAGCAAGUGCGACUUCAAGCCGAUCUUUGAAUACUACGACGCUCAGCGCAAUGAAAAAAAGAACUUGCCACCUGCCGAGAAGAAACGUUUGAAGGCCGAAAAAGAUGAGCAAGAGGCUCCCUACCAGUAUUGUAUCUGGGACGGUCGUAAACAAAAGGUUGGCAAUUUCCGAGUCGAACCACCCUCGCUUUUCCGUGGACGUGGUGAGCAUCCCAAAACUGGCCACGUCAAGACUCGAGUGCAACCCGAACAGAUUACCAUCAACAUUGGCAAACAGGCUCAAGUCCCUCCACCCCCGCCUGGUCACAACUGGAAAGAGGUGAAGCAUGACCAAGAGGGCACUUGGCUCGCAAUGUGGCAGGAGAACAUCAAUGGCAACUAUAAAUAUGUUAUGUUGGCCGCAAAUUCGGAUGUCAAGGGUCAAAGCGACUAUAAGAAGUUCGAAAAGGCCCGCGAGCUCAAGAAGUACAUCGAUAAGAUCCGCAAGGAUUAUCAAAAGAACCUCAAGAACGAUUUGAUGGUAGAGCGCCAGAAGGCGACUGCUGUCUAUCUCAUCGAUCAAUUCGCUUUGCGUGCCGGAAACGAGAAAGGCGAGGAUGAGGCCGAAACCGUUGGCUGUUGCUCGCUGAAGUACGAAAACAUAUCUUUGAAGCCGCCAAAUACUGUCGUUUUUGAUUUCCUGGGAAAAGAUAGCAUUCGCUUUUAUGAUGAGGUGAAGGUUGAUCCUCAGGUUUUCAAAAACCUGAAGAUUUUCAAGAAAGCGCCUAAGAAAGAAGGCGAUGAAGUGUUUGACCGCUUGACCACAUCUGCCCUCAACAAGCAUUUGCAGAACUACAUGCCCGGUCUGACUGCGAAGGUUUUCCGUACAUACAAUGCCUCAUACACCAUGAGCAACCUGCUCAAGGAUAUCAAGGCCUCUGGUACCAUUCCUGAAAAGGUCAAGACUUACAACGACGCGAACCGCAAGGUUGCUAUUCUGUGUAACCACAAGCGUACAGUCACUGCGGGCCACGCUAGUCAAAUGGAAAAGAUGAGUGAACGGAUCAAGGGUCUCCGCUACCAGAAAUGGCGUUUGAAGCAGCAAAUGCUUGAUUUGGACCCCGCUCUCAAGAAGAAAAAGGGUGCCGCUUUCUUUGAAAUCGAUGAAGACCUAGACAUGGAAUGGGUCAAAGAACACCAGGCUUUUCUUAUUGAGGAGCAAACCCAGAAGAUCAAGAAGAAGUUUGAGAAGGAUAAUGAGAAGCGGGUUGCUGAUGGCGAGAAAGCAAUGCCGGCAUCAGAUCUGAAUGAGCGAUUGAAGGCCGUGAAGGAUAUGGAGGCAAAGUUCAAAAAAGAGAAUAAGACCGGUAAAGUCGAGGCCGAGGGUCGUGGUCCGAGUGUGGAAAGGAUCGAGGCCAGCAUCGCCAAACUCGACCAGCGGGUCGAGACCAUGUCCAUUCAAGCCCAAGACAAGGAGGAUAACAAAGAGGUUGCCCUGGGUACCUCAAAGAUCAAUUACAUCGAUCCCCGUCUCACUGUUGUUUUCAGCAAGAAGUUCAAUGUCCCGAUUGAGAAGUUUUUCUCCAAGUCAUUGCGCGAGAAGUUUGAGUGGGCCAUCAAGUCUGUCGACGAGAACUGGGAAUUCUAA